CCCGCCCGGGAACAACCUGCUGCGCGCCGCUCCCCGCGCCCCUCACCCGCUUGGGUGGGUGCGGGGUGACUGCCCCUCCGCAGGGGAGCGGCGGCGUGUCCUCCUCCUCCGGGCAGGAUGGUGGACCUGGACAGCGAAGUGCCCCCGCUCCCCCCGCGGUACCGGUUUCGGGACUUGCUGCUGGGCGACCAGGGCUGGCAGAGCGACGACAGGGUGCAAGUUGAAUUCUAUAUGAAUGAAAAUACAUUUAAAGAGAGACUAAAGCUCUUCUUCAUCAAAAACCAAAGAUCAAGUCUGAGAAUACGAUUAUUCAAUUUUUCUCUCAAGCUACUGAGCUGUUUUUUAUACAUAGUUCGUGUGCUCCUGGAUGAUCCUACACAAGGACUUGGAUGUAAGGACUUAAACCGGAGUUGUUCCAAUCAAAACUACACCCCUGGAACGAUUGAUUGGUCUCCAAUUAUUUGGGUGAAUCGAAGCUUGCCUUUAUGGGGACUACAGGUUUCUGUGGCUUUAAUAAGUCUCUUUGAAACUCUGUUGCUAAGUUAUCUAAGCUACAAGGGAAAUAUCUGGGAACAAAUUCUGAGAAUACCUUUUCUCUUGGAAGUAAUUAAUGCUGUCCCUUUCAUCAUCACGAUUUUCUGGCCAGUCCUAAGAAACCUGUUUAUUCCUGUAUUUUUAAAUUGUUGGCUGGCAAAGCAUGCUUUAGAGAAUAUGAUUAAUGAUCUUCAUAGAGCCAUCCAACGCACACAGUCUGCAAUGUUUAACCAAGUCCUCAUUUUAAUAUCUACCUUACUAUGUCUUAUCUUCACCUGUAUUUGUGGAAUUCAGCAUCUGGAACGAGCAGGAAACAGGUUGACUCUCUUUGACUCCCUUUAUUUCUGCAUAGUGACAUUUUCCACUGUGGGCUUUGGGGAUGUUACACCCAAGAUAUGGCCUUCAAAGCUGCUUGUUGUCAUUAUGAUCUGUGUUGCUCUUGUGGUGUUGCCCAUACAGUUUGAACAGCUGGCAUAUUUGUGGAUGGAGAGACAAAAGUCCGGUGGUAACUACAGUAGACAUAGAGCUCAAACAGAAAAACAUGUUGUGCUGUGUGUUAGCUCUCUGAAGAUUGACUUACUUAUGGAUUUCUUAAAUGAAUUCUAUGCUCACCCCAGAUUGCAGGACUAUUACGUUGUUAUUUUGUGUCCUACUGAGAUGGAUGCUCAGGUCCGAAGGGUGUUACAAAUCCCAAUGUGGUCCCAAAGAGUUAUCUAUCUGCAAGGCUCAGCACUAAAAGACCAGGACCUGUUGAGAGCUAAAAUGGAUGAUGCUGAAGCUUGUUUCAUUCUGAGUAGCCGCUGUGAAGUGGACCGGACAGCAGCUGAUCAUCAAACUAUUUUAAGAGCAUGGGCAGUUAAAGACUUUGCUCCAAAUUGUCCUUUGUAUGUCCAAAUACUGAAACCUGAGAAUAAAUUCCACAUCAAGUUUGCAGAUCAUGUUGUGUGUGAAGAGGAAUUCAAAUAUGCUAUGCUAGCUCUAAACUGUAUAUGCCCAGCUACCUCUACAUUAAUCACACUGCUAGUUCAUACAUCUAGGGGACAAACAGCUCCAUGGGAAGCUUUUAGACAACUAACUGGAACCAAGCAGACUUUAAACAGGGAGAGUCAGCAAUCACCAGAACAAUGGCAGAAAAUGUAUGGCAGAUGCUCUGGUAAUGAAGUGUAUCAUAUUAACCUGGAAGAAAGUACUUUUUUUGCUGAGUAUGAGGGGAAAAGCUUCACAUAUGCUUCUUUCCAUGCACAUAAAAAGUUUGGAGUCUGUCUGAUUGGUGUUAGAAAGGAAGAUAACAAAAACAUUUUGCUGAAUCCAGGUCCUCGAUAUAUCAUGAGUUCUACAGAUAUAUGCUUUUAUAUAAAUAUCACCAAAGAAGAGAAUUCUGCUUUUAAGAAGCAAGAAAAGCAUAGAAAAAGCCAUGAAUCAAAAUUAUCUUACCAUGGAGCUUCUAGGUUACCUGUACACAGUAUAAUAGCCAGCAUGGGGACAGUGGCUAUUGAUCUGCAAGACACAGGAUGCCGCCCGCCCAGCGCGCCCACGCUGGCUCUUCCCUCCGAGGGAGGUAAAGAGGGCAGGCGGCCCAGCAUAGCGCCCGUUUUGGAGGUUGCUGACUCAUCCUCACUUCAGACCUGUGACCUGCUAAGUGACCAGUCUGAAGAUGAAACCAUCCUAUCAGAUGAUGAAGUCUCUGCAGGCUUAGAGUAUGCCAAAGGCUACCCUCCUUACUCUCCAUAUAUCGGAAGCUCUCCCACAUUUUGUCAUCUUCUGCAUGAAAAAGUACCCUUCUGUUGUCUAAGACUAGAUAAGGGUUGCCAACAUAACUACUACGAGGAUGCCAAAGCCUAUGGAUUUAAAAAUAAAUUGAUUAUAGUUGCAGCAGAAACUGCUGGAAAUGGCUUAUAUAACUUUAUUGUUCCACUCAGAGCUUAUUACCGACCAAAGAAAGAACUAAACCCCAUUGUAUUACUCCUAGAUAACCCGCCAGAUAUGCAUUUUCUGGAUGCAAUCUGUUGGUUUCCAAUGGUUUACUACAUGGUGGGCUCUAUCGACAACCUAGAUGACUUAUUAAGAUGUGGGGUCACGUUUGCAGCUAAUAUGGUGGUGGUGGACAAAGAAAGUACAAUGAGUGCCGAGGAAGACUACAUGGCAGAUGCGAAGACUAUUGUAAAUGUUCAAACACUCUUUAGGUUGUUCUCAAGCCUAAGCAUUAUCACAGAACUAACUCACCCAGCCAAUAUGAGAUUCAUGCAGUUCAGAGCCAAAGACUGCUAUUCUCUUGCUCUAUCCAAAUUAGAAAAGAAAGAGCGGGAGAAAGGAUCUAAUCUGGCAUUUAUGUUUCGACUGCCUUUUGCUGCUGGCAGGGUUUUCAGCAUCAGUAUGUUGGACACGCUGCUCUAUCAGUCAUUUGUGAAAGAUUAUAUGAUUUCUAUCACAAGACUUCUGCUGGGACUUGAUACCACACCAGGAUCUGGGUUUCUUUGUUCUAUGAAAAUCACAGAAGAGGAUCUAUGGAUUAGAACAUAUGCCAGACUAUAUCAGAAACUUUGUUCUUCUACAGGAGACAUUCCAAUUGGAGUUUACAGGACAGAAUCCCAAAAACUUACAACAUCCGAGUCACGAGAAAUGGCUUCACAAUCUCAGAUCUCUAUCAGUGUGGAAGAAUGGGAAGACACUAAAGACACCAAAGAACAGAAUAGUUAUCGUAGUAAUCAUCGUAACUCAACAUCUAGUGAUCAGUCAGAUCAUCCUUUGUUACGAAGAAAAAGCAUGCAGUGGGCCCGGCGGCUGAGCAGAAGAGUACCAAGACACUCUGGUAAAACAGCUGAGAAGAUAAACCAGCAGCGAAUGAACCUUUACAGGAGGUCAGAAAGACAGGAGCUUGCUGAACUUGUGAAAAACAGAAUGAAGCAUCUGGGCCUUUCUCCAGCAGGAUAUGAUGAAAUGAAUGAUCAUCAGAACACCCUUUCUUACAUCCUGAUCAAUCCUUCUCCAGAUACAAGAUUAGAGCUGAAUGAUAUAGUAUACUUGAUCCGACCUGAUCCAUUGGCUUAUGUUCCAAAUACUGCCUCCAGCAGAAAAGACAGCUUCUGCAAUACAGUGGGACAAGACACCAGGGAGGAAACACAACUCUGACAUGUAACUCAUCACAAAAUUAAGAGACAAUUUUAUACAUGUAUUGUUUCAACUAACCAUUUUGAAAAUGGAGUGGUACAUUUUGUUCAGAUUUUGGAAACAAAAUGACAGUGGGUAAGUGUCCAAAUCUAGAAAAGUGGUGUCUUAGAAACUCUUAAUUUAAGGUAUUUUCAGGCUUGUGGCCUGCUCAGUAUGGUAGUUGAACAGUCAGCUCAACAGAAUUAUGACACCUCUUACUGUUUAACCAAUAUGAACAAAUUGUUUUUAAAGUGACAGAUUCCAUCACAUUUUGCUUAGAAGCAUCUAACUAUAUUUAUCAAGGUGACAGCAAGUCAGUGACUAAGCUCUAAGCUUCUGAUCUACAUCAGUAAAGAUUAUCUGCUGUCCCUAGGGGCACCAUGCAUAAUUUGUAGUAGAAGAUGUGUUAAUAUCUAAAGGUGCCAACAAGGUUUUGUGUGUCAAGAAUCCAGCCUUUGAGAAAAUGUUCAGUCUCAGCCUGUCACCCAUGAUCACUGGGACAGGCUACCUUCAGCCCCAUUUUAGCCUCCAGGACUCGACUGUUGGUUUACACAGAUCAGGUUGUAACCACACAGCUUCGUCACACCAUAGAGGUUAAGAACUGAGGCAUAUCAAAGGACCCCACCUGGAGGAAAGUCCCUAUCAUCUCACACAGGCAGCCACCCACAACUGCAAAACCUGGGAAGGUACUAUCUGUGUGAAGCUGCAAACAACGGUAGCUCAGGUGAAGUAUAAUACUUUUAACCAUAGUAAGUUUUUCAGUAGAAGCCUGAAUAGAUUAUGAUACAGAAGUGAGAGCAUCCUUCUAGGGAACGAUUCAUACCACAAGGUCUUUCAAUCUCCAAAACUAUGCCUGCAUAUGAACUCCACUGUCUAAGGCAUGUACAUGCCCAGUCAUUCAUAUUAUCCAAAUUCGAUACAUUUUCAUGUGAAAUUAUGUAUCACAUUGAAAAUUAAAGAAAUGCAUAGACCAUUCCAUGAAAGGAAUGUAAUACCACAUUACGUGAUGAGGCAUCAUAGAUUUAGAGACUCCCUUUGGCAUUAAGUACACAAGAAAGCACCUCCUGGUGUACAAAACAUCUGAAGUGCUACAGAAUGGCUAAGCUACAUGUACAAGAAUGCCACAGUUGGUCAAGCUUUAUACAAAAUUAAGCAUGCCUCUACAUGAGCUUACAAAAUGACAUUCUUUCUUUGCCAUCUGUCACAAAGGGGGAAGAACAUGCUUAAGGGAAAAACUCUACUGUUGCAAAUAUCCAUAUGGAACUGGUAGAAGAAAUUUGAAAAAAAAAAAGAAGUUGUUAUUCUUUUAAUUCCCUUGAUGUCCUACAUGUACAAAAGUUGACUCAAAAAUUGUUUAUAUAGAAUAUCUACAAGUUAUUUCUGAAAAAUACCAAGUUGCCCAGUGAACAACCAUGGAUGUGAGUAUGCUUAUCAGCAUUGUAAGGAUGUUGAAAUCAAAUCCCAUUCAUAUUAAGAAUGACAGCAAAUCUGCUAUUGUUCCCUCCUUCCCUCUUAGUUCUUCCAAAACUUAGUCACUUAAUAAGACAGAAAUCCUAAAGCCACAAUGAUGAAAAACCCGCAGAAGUCUCAGAGUGGACUGAAGCCAUCAGAAUACCAAGAGCACUAGAUUUAAAAGGAAAAAGGAUAACUGGAAAGUAGCAUUUCUCAACAAUUUUUUUAAAUUCACAAAUUGAAGUAGCAUCAUGGUUCAGAAGGGUUUCAGUGAUUCUGCAUAGUGUCCAUUAUUGCUCAGUGUUUUUCCACACACACACUAGUAAUUUAUCUAAUUAUUCACACAUAAAAACAAAGCAUUUCAAAUGUUCUCCCUGGGCACUUUGGAAACAAAGAAACAACUGCAACAGCUGUGCAGACUGAAGUCUACAGUGGUUUUUUUUUUAAAUCUCGUCCAGGAACUUGUCCAAGACCUGUCACAGAAGUUAUCCCAGAAGAGACUGCAUGUACAAUGUGAAUAACUUCUAUUUUUAUUGCUUUCAGUGAGAAGACUGCAUUCCAGUAGAGUAUUUAAAAAAACAAAAAACAACCCCCCAAAACAUCAAAAUAAAAAACCAAACAAGCACAAACAAAACAAAACAAGAAAACAAGUUUCUUAAGUGUUCCCCGCAAAAUAUUAGGAAGAUCCUUUGUUUCAUACUGCAGGCCUCUCUAAUUGAAUCUCAGGUAGGCAGACAGAAUUCCCAAAACAUGCCUACCCUUCACCUGGCAAGGGGGAUACUCUGCUUUCAGUGUGAUUCAUACCCUGUUCCCAGGCAUUUCCUGUGCACUGCCUGUAGUACCCACCACAGACUGAAGAACACUCCGUCACAAAGAUCUAUAGUUGGAGGACUUGAUGUCUCGCAUUUAACAGCCUAUAAAGCAGCAGAAACAAGUAAUCAAAUGUAUCCAUUUUCCCACCCAACUCAGCAAAAUUGUCCCUCAGCUGGAGUUGAAUAGUAGCAUGUAAUGUGACAAGGAUUAAUGAGUAUCUAAUUGAUCAUUAACCCCACAAGAUUUGCUAAAGCAAACACAAAGUCAGCUGGAAGCAGUUGCAGUCUCUAAAAUAAAUGAAAGGCAAUCUUUCUGAACAAAACUUUUGAUUCUCUUCAAAAUCUGCUGGAAGACAACCAAGGUAAUAAAACCCAACCCAACAACAGCUUCUUAAGAAGCAGUUCUAAUAACUCAUGCAUAAUAGAACACAAAGAUCUGUUAGUCAAAAUAUACUGCUUUUCGCAUUCAAAGCAGAACAGCUUUUUUUCCUCUGGCAGCAAAAGUGUAUCAGUGAAAUGUGGUGUUUCCUUAACUAUUCCAUUUCAAUUUCAGAACAUGCAUUAAUUCACAUAAAAAGUAGAAAGCAUACAGCUUGAGUUUUUAAAACCUGCAGUAGAAUGAGUUAGUGAAGUUUUGGGGAUAUUAUGACUUAAAAAUGAGCAGGUAUUUCCCAGCAUACAUAUUAUUAUACAUUUUUGUUUACAAAUUCACCAAUAAAAUGCUAAAGAACAAAUAGAUUUCAAACUUCAGCAGUGCAGGAAAACUGAAAUGACAGCAAGUGCACCAGAAGUAACAUAUACUUCUGUAGUUUCUAGGCAGCUAGGGCUGACAGCAACCACUCUAAUUUUGGAACACUGAUGCAUGGGGUUUUGAUGCAUUGAAUUUCACUUGAUAUCUGAGGGAAAUCAGUCACUAAAAUCUGGAAAUUAAUUUAUAAAAACAAGCAGCAUCAUGUAACGGCAUUGAGUUGUACAAGGUUAUAAAAAACACUUUUUGAAGACAGUGAUAUAAAUGCAGAAUUAUAAAAUAAAGCAACCUGAAUAAAA
Apus apus (common swift) is the source of this 6992-nucleotide messenger RNA. RefSeq names its product potassium sodium-activated channel subfamily T member 2 (gene KCNT2). Gene Ontology annotation, molecular function: intracellular sodium-activated potassium channel activity. Lineage: Eukaryota; Metazoa; Chordata; Aves; Apodiformes; Apodidae. The record is from RefSeq and is a predicted model, not a curated record. Gene Ontology annotation, cellular component: membrane. Gene Ontology annotation, biological process: potassium ion transport. The coding region runs from base 118 to 3663 and encodes 1181 amino acids. The transcript has 31 exons.